AUGGCUCGUCAUCUGAAUGAGGUUGCCAGAGACCUCAUCCACGGGUUGAACUGUUAUUGCUGCCCAAGUAGCUCAGACAAAGAGCGAAGCCCCAUUGAGCUCGGCCCUGUACCGCCCACUCUUCCAGAAGAGAGACCUGCCGCCGAGGAGGCAGCAGCCGUACAGAGAGAAGCGGUAGAGGCCACAAAGAGUCUCACAGGUGAAGGGAGCUCUUCAGCUGGGAGACGUGCUCUAAUUGAGGAUAUAACUCCACCCGCUCUACGAAUAACGAUCCAAUCCAUCGAUUUCAGUGAGUUUCAAGAAUGGGGAGCACGGAUCCGCCGCUGGAUAGACGAUCCUCAAGAACCCAACUGUCAUAUUACCAAAUCAACACUAACCUGGCAGCAGCUCGCGGAUAAAGGAUUUACAUUCCGCCGGGGGGAAAGGACGAGCCUGGGUGAUAUAGAUCCCGAUAAAGUGGACAUAACUAUUCCAGGUAACGUAUCUCGCUUCUAUGCCGGCUCAAAUGACGAUAUCACUUGCACAUGGGAUGGAUUUACUGCCGAAGGAGCAAUUGCCCUCUGCACCAUCAAGAGACAAAAGGGCUGCAUUGCGCCGCCAAUAUCCCAGGUCACCCAAGCUCUAUAUACCAGGGACCAUGCGAUCGAUGGGUUGAGAUAUGUUUUUGUGAGAACCGUGGUUAAUCAAGAAACACUUGACUUCGUUCAACUUGAGCUCUAUACCGAGGCUUAUGGGUUAGAGUGGCCGAGUUGGGUUCCACGGGCUUGGGACAUUGGCACACCACAGUGUGAUGCUUUGUUGGGGACAAGGAUUGGUAAGGUGGUUGGGUACCUUAUACUGGGUGCGUUUGAUCGUGGGACUAGACGGAUCAAACGGAUUUAUACUUGGCCUUCGAUGUCCGGGAGUUCGGUCAACUUUCGCUUUGAUCUUGAGGUUAUUGGCUGA
Molecule: messenger RNA, 945 nt
Organism: Penicillium atrosanguineum
Lineage: Eukaryota; Fungi; Ascomycota; Eurotiomycetes; Eurotiales; Aspergillaceae
Exons: 1
Coding region: 1-945 (314 amino acids)
Source: RefSeq, a predicted model, not a curated record